GUACUGAAGACAAACUUGUUGCUUUCUUUCGAUUCUGGUUUACAUUUUUUGCAUCUUUUAUUUUAUAAAAUGAGUGCAGAUACUCUAAGUGUUACCAGACAUAACAAUUCUUCUGGAAAAACUCUAUUAGACAACUGGGUAGAAGAGCGACAAACUGAACAGUUUGAUAAAGCCGGUGAUGUCGAUGUUUCUGAGCUACAUAAGCAAGGACAUAAGGGUAUCUUGACGACAGAUUUUAAUGCCGAAGCAGAGAGAUUGUCAACUGUCAGAGAUUCAUACAGGAAACCAGAGACACUUGGAGUACGAAAAAUUGGUUUGAGGCAACAACUUUUACAGGAAGAACUCUACAGACAAGUGAGUGCUGAAGUUGAUGAAGAAUUUAACCCUCCACCACCUACUGUGGAAUAUCUUUCCACAACCAAGAAGGAUUUUUCAAAAGAGUUUACUCCAAUAGUCAAGGUACCAACACGGGAUCAUGAUGUCAAGACAGAACAACCUGCAACCUUUUGGCUGGAAAGAUCUGAAGAAGUUCAUGGUGUAUCUCAAGUGCGGACCAAGGACACCCCAUUCCGUAAAAAUGCUGCCUUUAGUACUCCAAUAGAUGAGUACAAAGAUGCACCUAAGCCAGGAGAAGGCUGGAAAUUUUAACAGGAUCUUUCCCUCCCAAUUAUCUAUGCCAGAAUUGUAAAUAUGUUAGACAAUGUUAUUUGUCUGUAUAUCAAAUUGUAAAAUAAUAGUUAUGUUGAUAACAACCUAGGUUUUGUUAGGUGUGUAACUUUUGUUGUAGUUUGUAGCUUCUCAGAGAGCUUCAAAGUUGAGUUUAAUAAGUUAAACUUGUUUAAAAAAAACUACCAUUGUUGCUGGGUUUAAACAUGAAAGAAGGAAUAGUAGAAAAAACACAUCAUCCCCUUGUAUUAUCCUUUAAGAAAAAAUAGACUUUGAAAAGGCUGUAA
Messenger RNA from Pocillopora verrucosa, 953 nucleotides. RefSeq names its product sperm-associated antigen 8-like. Lineage: Eukaryota; Metazoa; Cnidaria; Anthozoa; Scleractinia; Pocilloporidae. Gene Ontology annotation, biological process: positive regulation of transcription by RNA polymerase II. Gene Ontology annotation, molecular function: microtubule binding. The record is from RefSeq and is a predicted model, not a curated record. Gene Ontology annotation, cellular component: cytoplasm; nucleus.